UCAGGUGGUUGACAUAAAAGAAAAACUGAAGCUGUCAAAGAAAUUUUGGUCCAACCUGCCCGAGGCGAUGUGCGUGGAAGACAGAGUGACCGCAGGAAAUACCAGCGAUGAGGAGUGCUGGAAUGGACACACUAAGGGCAGGUACUUCCCUGAAGUUCAAAAGGAUGGACUUACAAACCAGGUGAAUAACCCAGAGGUGGGUGUGGACAUCACCCGUCCAGACACUUUCAUCCGCCAGCAGAUCAUGGCUCUGAGAGUGAUGACAAACAAGUUGAAAAAUGCCUACAACGGCAAUGAUAUCUACUUUCAAGACUCAAGUGAUGAAGGCAGUGGUUCAGGCAGCGGCAGUGGCUGCACAGACGUCUGCCCCACAGAAGCUGACGAUGCUGCCACCGAAGCCCCGGUGGUGGAGGCUGACCGGAGCGGGCCUGUGGAUGAUUCCAACCCACUCUGUGCACCAAUAGCCCUGCCAACCAUGCUGGCCCUCUCAGCCCUGGCAUUCCACCAACAGUGGAGAUAAUGCUGGAGGAACCAGCUAAACAUGGACAGCAGGGUUGUUUUUCUUUCUUUUUUUUUCAUCUUUGCAGUUUUUGUAUUCAGGCAGAUUGGAGCUACAGUCGAGCAGACAGUAUGACGGCUGCUCGCCUCACAGUGAGAGGAGACUGUUCUGAAAAACCAGAGCGGUCAUGCAUCAUGAUUUCCCAAUCUCCCAAAGAUCGUGCAGUGCCAUCCUUAGACUUGAUAUAUGACGGCAUCACCCCUCCGUCUAACCCUGAUGCCGACCCAACAGACUCUGCUUCAGAGAUUUCUUGCACAUAUGGCAGGUACUAAUGUAGGUCUCCAUGUGGAAAAUUAUAACACGCACUUUGAUUGUUUUCAUUUUUUUAAUGCAAAAAGUUGUUUGUGUGUUGAGAAUGUGGUUAUGUGAGGCAUCAAAAAGAGACACUUGAUAACUUUGAAUAUACGUUAAACAGGAUAUUUACAGAGGAUGAUCUAUUUGCUGAAAAAUUCAGGAACAUUUCAACAUUUCAUAUUAAUUCAAUUCUUCCAUUGUCAUAUAAUCAUGUGCCAAUUAUUGAUUAUUUUUUCACAAGACGUAAGCUCAUUAUAUUCUGAUAUUGUUCAGAGUGGUCAUAAAUCCAUGUAUGUUUAUUACAUGCUGCUUCAUCUUUCAUUUUAAACAUGGCAACAUCAUACAUUAAGUAUUUCCCUGUUCUGCUCUAGUUAUCCACCUAAACUGUUCAACAGCCGCCUUGUGCUGAACUCACAUUUUGUAAAAAAAAAAAAAAAAAAAGGAUUAGACUGGCUUUUUUAUUAUGCAUUUGCCUCGCAACAAAUUUAUAAUCUGCAAAAUAUUUGUAUAUCAUGCUGAUUUGUUGGCCUUGGAGCAGACAGCCUGGACUGAAUAAUAUGAAGCAGUGAUUGACACAUCGGGAAAGGUGCCACUGUAUGUACAAUUGUAGGAAUGGUUGCUCUGUAGUCUUUUGGGGUACAGGUCCUUGACUGUAAUUACUUUCAUUAUGUUAGAGAAGGAUAAACAAAUGCCAAUCCACAGUUUCUAAAAGAAUUGGUGAUUCAAUUAUUUAGGGUACCAUUACAUCAGUAUAGGGCUUAAGACUUCAGUACGUUACCUAAUGUAUUUCCAUCUUACCACUUAAAAGCAUCUGGAACCGUAAUACCAAGACAAUAUAAUUAGGGGAUUUAAUAUUUUACAAUUGUAUUUAUAAAGAUUUCCAAACUGCUCAUGAAACAAACUCUGUUGAGAUUAUAUAUCAGUUCAUGUAAAUGUGUAAUUGGAAAUGCUCCCCAAUUUAAUACAAAAUCACCAUUUACCAAAGAAAGUAAUGUGCUGCCAUAGUUUUUAUUAAUCAACAGUAACUGGAUCCUAUAGAAUAUCAUGUGCCAUAUCUGGAUUGUCUUUAACAAAUAUAAAAUGUUUUAUUUCCAGUAAUUCUGGGUUUGCACAUAUAGUAGGCAACAUCAAUAAAGAAGGUGCCAAUUAGGCAGAUGUGAUUGUUAUCCUGUAACUUUAUUAACAAUUUGGAUAGAGUAUUUGAUGUGUGUUGUGAUGUUUUUAAAAAGAAACAAAACAGAAAUACUGGCAGACAGUAUUAGAAUUGAAGUUUAAAGUUGUCUUUUUUGAAAAAAUGUAUCCCAACAGAUAUGUAAAAGCUGCAGGAAUUACUAAAGAAGAAGUAGCAAACAGCACACAGUGGUUACCGGGAAUGCAAAGAAAAGGUCCCUAAAUUUAUCUGUAAAGCUUGACUGGUUGUGUCUGCAGCACAGACAGGCUUGAAGCCGACCACAGUCACCUGUGAAAUGAGAAUCUGUGGAGACCGGACAGGCCUGAAUGCUCCGCUGAAGCUCCUCAGUAGAGCGUACUCACAUAGAAUGUGAGAGGCCUGGCACUGCUGAGGGGGGCGGACAAAACCAGCCAGUAUGUACGUCUACUGUUCUCUAAGAGCCUGUCAGCUACAUAACCACAGGGCCAGCUUAGCUUACACAUCCACCGAAUUAGCCAGUGUUACGCCCUUAGCAGUAUACUCAUGUUCAGCGUUUUUCAUUAUUGCACUUAACGACAGCAUUUGCCUCAACAUUGCAAGAACAAGUGAAAAUGUGUCAAACGUGUCAUUUAAAAGGAUUCUUUAUUAUGAAUAAUGAUCUUACAGGAUGCCCUUUUUAUGUUUUGUAUCAUUGAACUUUACAUGUAAUAUUUUUGCAAUAAAAUAUUGAAAAUGGAUGUCUGGUCAGACAAAUUAUCUGAAAAAUAGAAGUAGCAGGAAACGCUGUAAGACAACAUUUUUUUACAAUCAAUGCUUUGCGCUAUGAAGUCAAAUCCUAAUGAGGUAAAGUCAGUUUGAAGUUUGAAUCUCAGUUCAAACCAGGAGGGCGGAGGAACUAGUCAAGAAAAUAUGCCUUAUUGUUUUUCAGUGCAAUGAAGACAAUUGCAUUCGUGUUUUGUUACUGUUCUUGAAAAUAAAUAUUUAUUAAAAACAUUCCAAUAGAUUUGUAUUUGUGAUUCUGUAAAGAGAAAGUCACCAAACCAGUUAAAGUAUACAUUAAUUUUGA
Labrus bergylta (ballan wrasse) is the source of this 3069-nucleotide messenger RNA. The record is from RefSeq and is a predicted model, not a curated record. Lineage: Eukaryota; Metazoa; Chordata; Actinopteri; Labriformes; Labridae.